This is a messenger RNA of Rotaria sp. Silwood2, 1143 nucleotides long. NCBI's taxonomy places the organism in Eukaryota, Metazoa, Rotifera, Eurotatoria, Philodinida, Philodinidae. The record is from the annotation of a GenBank genome assembly.
AUGUGUGGCGGUUUCUUACGUAUAGACAAUUGGGACAUAUCUGGAAAUGACAUAUUACCGUUUCCUGGGCAACAAUCUGAUUAUGCUAGCUGUUGCUCACAAUGUCAAGCAACGUAUAGAUGUGCUGCUUUUACGUAUUCGCCAUCAAGCCAACAAUGUUUGUUGAAAACAAGUAUGGGUAGUGGUGGAAACGCAACUACCGAUAGCAUCACUGGUUACUCUAUCUAUCCAUUACGUGGGAGCUCCACUGACAUUCUUCCAAAUGCUCUAUGGCAACAGAAUGGUAUCACUGUGGCUGGAGGAAAUGGAGAAGGCAAUGGAACCAACCAACUCAACGGUCCAGUGGCUUUAUAUGUUGAUGAUAAUCAAGCAAUUUAUGUCGCUGAUGUCUUGAAUGACCGUAUAAUGGAAUGGAAAUUGGGUGCAACGAAUGGACAAGUGGUCGCUGGUGGAAAUGGACGUGGAAAUGGAGCUAAUCAGUUAAACUCCCCAUCAGAUGUGAUUAUUGACAAAGAGACAGAUAGUCUCAUAAUUUGCGAUGGUAAUGGAAGAGUAGUUCGAUGGCCUCGUCGAAAUGGUACUAGUGGAGAAACAAUCAUCUCCAACAUCUCAUGUGUGGGUUUGACAAUAGACGAGAAGGGAUUUCUCUAUGUCGUUGAUCGUAUAAGAAAUGAAGUGAGACGAUAUCGAAGAGGAGAAUCUCAAGGAACAGUGAUUGCAGGGGGCAAUGGACAAGGAAAUCGUCUCAAUCAACUCUCUUCUCCACAAUACGUAUUUGUCGAUCGAGACCAUUCAGUGUAUGUGUCUGAUUAUUACAAUCACCGUGUGAUGAAAUGGGAAGAAGGUGCAAAGGAAGGCAUUGAUGUAACCAGUGGUCAAGGAAAUAGUCCUACACAAUUGUCAUAUCCUAAUGGAGUCGUUGUUGAUCAAUUAGGCACUGUCUAUGUAGCUGAUUAUUAUAAUGAUCGAAUCCUGUGUUGGUCGAAAGGAGUCACACAGAGAACUGUCAUUGUUGGUGGGAACCAUUAUGGAACAUCGUCGAAUCAACUCGCUCGUCCCGUCGGUUUAUCAUUUGAUCGACACGGCAAUCUCUAUGUCGUCGAUUACGGAAAUAAUCGAGUACAAGAAUUUAAAAUCGCAUAA